UCUCCUCGAGUUCCCCUCCUCCGUAGAAACCGUGUCCCCCUCUCCCUCCCCUUCUCCGAUCGACAGCAAUCGCGGCGGUCAAAAGCUUCUCCAGCGACGACCCCUCCAACCCCCCACCGUGUCUUCUUCCCCCCUCCUCCCGUAAUCUCCGAGAAGGAGCACCGGAGCAGCCUCUGCUUGUUGUCGUCGCCAAGCUGAAUCGCCACGGAUCUCGAGACGGCGGCGGGGAAGUGGAGGGGCCCAUGAGCCUCGCCGGGUCCGCCCUGGAGGCGGCCCUGCAGGCGGUGGGGCGCGGCCUCGACGCCGCCGGCGACCACCGCCUGCUCUACUGCAAGGGCGCCGGCAGGCUCGUCGCGCUCGACGAGGCCCGCGCGCGGGACUUGACCCUCGCCGGCGGCCUGCUCUGCGGCGUGCCCCCUGACGUCGAGGUCGAGGCCUACCGCGGGAGCCCUGAGCGCAGCCGCCCGGUCUCCCCUGGCGGUCCCCUCGACGAGCCCUUCGUCUGUAGCUUCCACAAGAUGGCCGAACAUUUCAACCGGAAGGCGGGCCUGCUGGAAACAGUACCGCUGGGCUCCUUCAACUCGCUCUUCAGCUUCACAGGUUCUUGGAAGAACGACGCGGCCGCGACAAAGUCCCUCGCCAUCGACGGCUAUUCCGUGCCGCUGUAUAGAGUUAAAAUAGCUAACGAUGAACUGACCCUGCAAGAGAGUGUAAAGCUCGCGAUUCCGUAUACUUGGGAUCCAUCAGCAUUGGCUAGCUUUGUUGAGAACUACGGCACGCAUAUUAUUACUUCUGUAAUGGUUGGUGGUAAGGAUGAAGUAUACAUAAAGCAGCACUCCUCGUCCCAAUUGUCUGAAUUGGAGUUUAGAAAUUAUGUGAGGGAAAUUGGGAAUGAAAGAUUCUCGGGUGCGGAAAGCAAGUCAAAUGAACCCCCCAUCAAUUAUAGUGAGAAGGAUAUGACAGUAAUCUUCAGAAGGAGGGGAGGUUGCGAUCUUGUUCAAAGUUCUAUUGAAUGGAUAAAAACUGUUCCCUCAGCACCAGAUGUCAUAGGCAUGACAUUUCUCCCUAUUGUUUCCCUUGUUGAUGAUGUACCUGGGAAGAAGCACAUUGCUCGUGCAAUUGAUCUAUACUUGACAUACAAACCUCCGGUUGAAGAGUUACAAUACUUCUUAGAUUUCCAAGUUCAACUAGUUUGGGCUCCAGUACCACCGGGUAUUGCUGGUCAAAACAGAAAGGAGCCUGUGUGCCCGUCACUUCAGUUCAGCUUGAUGGGUCCAAAGCUCUUUGUUAGCACAGAACAGAUAUCUGUUGGGCGUAGACCAGUCACUGGCCUCAGGCUGUGCUUGGAAGGAACAAAACAAAACCGUUUGACUAUUCAUUUGCAGCACCUUGGUUCCUUGCCAAAAAUAUUUGUACCUCAUUGGGAUGCGCAUAUCACGAUUGGGCCACCGAAAUGGCAAGGGCCGGAAGAGCAGGAUAGCCGAUGGUUUGAACCAAUCAAGUGGAAGAAUUUUGCUCAUGUCAGCACUGCGCCCAUAGAGUACACCGAAACAAAUAUCACAGACCUGUCUGGCGUUUAUAUUGUCACGGGUGCACAGUUGGGAGUGUGGGAUUUUGGUGCAAAGAGUGUGCUACACCUUAAACUGUUGUUCUCCAGAGUUCCUGGGUGCACAAUUAGGAGAUCAGUGUGGGAUCACAGUCCAAUUUCUUCGAUGCAAAGAACAGAUGAAUCUUCAUCAUCCUCAAGUGAUAAUUCUAAACUUCUGAAGAUUGUUGACAUGACAGAGACGCUGAAGGGCCCACAGGAUGCUCCUGGCCACUGGCUGGUCACAGGAGCAAAAUUAGGUGUGGAGAAGGGAAGGAUUAUUGUGCGUGCGAAGUACUCCUUAUUAAAUUAUUGACCAAAAUGUUGAGCAUUCAUUCAUUCACUCUGCUAUGAAGCACCGUGUUUAAAGAUAGCAUUUGUUCUUUUGUUCAUGUAAAAGGUACUGUUUGUAACAUGUUGUGGAUUCAGGGUUCUUGUGCUGGUGCUCUGAGCAAAGUAGCAUCCAGAUGUUUUUGUCCAGUUCAAAAAUAUUUCAUCUGGCCCCAGAUUUCUCUUUCUGGCAGUGAAAUUUCAUGUAUAUUAUGGAUUUUGCGUUAGUGUUU
This is a messenger RNA of Lolium rigidum, 2148 nucleotides long. RefSeq names its product MACPF domain-containing protein CAD1-like. Lineage: Eukaryota; Viridiplantae; Streptophyta; Magnoliopsida; Poales; Poaceae. The record is from RefSeq and is a predicted model, not a curated record. The coding region runs from base 243 to 1901 and encodes 552 amino acids. Gene Ontology annotation, biological process: regulation of salicylic acid mediated signaling pathway; plant-type hypersensitive response. The transcript is spliced from 6 exons. Gene Ontology annotation, cellular component: plasma membrane.